Messenger RNA from Paralichthys olivaceus (Japanese flounder), 4740 nucleotides. RefSeq lists its product as uncharacterized. The record is from RefSeq and is a predicted model, not a curated record. Lineage: Eukaryota; Metazoa; Chordata; Actinopteri; Pleuronectiformes; Paralichthyidae.
GCUUCACCUGGCUGCAGUCAGGGAGGGUUGUUAAGGUGAUGUGGUGACACCUGUGUAGGCCUCAACCAGGCUACAAAUACAAGUCUGACUUCAGAGUCUCUUCUGCUCCCUCCUCGGCUCCACAUCUCUCCAGGUUUGGGAUCAGAGCAGGUUGUGCACCUUCUUAAAGAGAAGCUCCAGAGGUUUCCAAGGAUGGUGCAAAGGCGAUGAUGUUGGUGUCCCACUUUGAGGCAUCCAUUUAUGCUCCUGCUAUGGCACUUCUUCGUUGUGCAGAGGAUGUGACCCGCAGGUUAGCGGAGACCCUGCCAUGGGAUGGUCAGAGCAGGGAGCGCUUGCUCCUGGAUCUGGAGAGGCUAAAGGUGGAGCUCCAGUCUGCCGUGCACUUCAUUUUCAAAACCCACAGAACCGUUUCCAGCUACCAUCACUACUUCAACAAGGCCAACAGCUGGUACAGUCUGCUCCUCUGUGAGAACAUCCUUCAGGAGCUGCUGUCAGGAGUUGAUGUAGCUGGUGUUCCUACAGAACAGCACAGGAGGGUGACCUGGGAAAAAAGGGAGAAAAUCCCUGCAUGGAGACACAAACUGUCGACUUUCCUAAAGAAGAAUCCUCCACCAGAUACAGAGGGGCUGGUUCACCUGGCUCGUCUGUCUAAUGUCAUCCCAGAUGAUGCAGUCCAGCAGGCGGGGAGGCAGAUGUCUGAGCGGUGCAUGAUCCUGAGGAACCUUCUAAUUUCUUCAGGGCCUGUAAAUGUGGGUCACCUCCAGCUGGCCCUACAGUGGCAAUAUGAGUUGUUGUGGAGCAGCCAUGCAAAUCAUGCGGACAGUGCAACAAACAGAACCACCAUAGACUUUCAAGACAGCCUUUUAAAGUCCAACCUCACUAAAUGUGAGAGUGGUAAAGAAACGGCACAUCCUCUUGCAACAAGUCCUUUGGCAGAAGUUUCUGAGAUGGUGUCAGCUGCUGGUAAGUCCCCCUCCCUUAGUUCAUUUGACUCUGGCUUUGAUGGAGAUGGGAGCAGCCGACCGGAGGCUUGGAGAGGGAGGGAGGAAGUGGAAGGUCUGCCUAGAUUAGCUGUGAUCAGGGACUGUUUGAGACCGGCCAUCAGCAAUCCUCAAAUCCCUGGAGAGCACAUCAACAGUGUUUCAGAUCCUGUGGAUCAAAGAGCGGAAGCUGACAGCUCGGGGACGAGCAUCCAAAUCGUUACUGAACUAACUGAAGAUUCCCCCAACUUAGAGAUCAAAAUGAAGCUCUCAGCUGCACUACCAAGUAAUGUUUGGCUUGGUUCACCAGUAGAGGAGCUGGAAAACAUAGUAGUUAUCGCGCACAGACCCACAAUGCAGAAGACUGAUGCCUGCACCCACUCCAACAGUUCUCCUGUUCAACCCACAAAUAUGGAGGCAUCCAGACCACAGAGCAGGCACUGGAUACAACUUUCUCAGAGCAGUUUGGAUGAUCCUGAAUUAAGUCCCAUCCGAAACGUACUCUCCAGCACUAUUACAGAUAGAAGAGACGAGUCCACCUCCACCACAGAGGGGAUUCCUAGUCUUCUCUGGGAUUCUUACGAUCUUUAUGACCACAAUCAGGAUGCUGCGGAUGGGCACAUCCAUUGGCCACUGUGGAGCAGCGAGGACCAGCUUGAUGUGAUGUCGUACAGUGGGUUAACUGAAGCUGAUGUUUAUGACCUUGAAGACGACCUCGAUCUGGCAGAGUGUGAGAACCUCAAGGAAGCCAGAACAACUGGAUCUGCAAGUGACACUAAGGUUUCUGGAGAUGAUGGACACUGCAGUGAAGCUUCAACAGAAGCAGCAGCAUUUCACAUGUGGCCAGACCUGCUGACGCAGCUAAGGCUAGUCCACAUUCUGGACAUGGAGGAGCAUCUGAAGACCUUUGACCUUCAAUGCGGUGAAGAAACCCCCAACAAGGAUCUCUGUGAGAGGCCUUCAGAUAAAUCAUCAAUUGUGAGCAAAGAGGGGGAGUUAUCUUGGUUACAACUGGAAAAGGAAAAGAAGGAGGUGAAGCUUGAGAAGAGGUUAGACAAAGAGUGUGGAGUGAAGCACAAGGACAAAGUUGGAGAGGAUUUGGUUCCUGCUGUCACAGAGGCUGCAGGCUCAUGCUUCGGGGAUGAUCCAUCUGGAUGUAAUAGAACUACCUUAGAUAGUAUCUUUGAUUUAAAGCAACCUGCUGAAAAAACAAAAAACAAACUUCUGGGAUGUGUCUAUUGGAAAGAUGUGGACAGAUCUGGUGAAAAUGCUACCAUAUGCAAACCAGAAGCCUCUUUAAUCCCUGAACCGUGGCCAGAUGAUGGAGUGUUUGAUCCUGGUGGAAAUUCACCUCAUCUUCCGAUGCCAAGAAAAGCUUCACUUGCUAUGAACAAUAACCUUAGAGAACAUGAAUGUCCUUGUUCUUCAGCAGCUCGAGAUCCUGGUUUUGUGCAACUUGAACUACAAGAUAAAUCAAUUAAAUCUCAGCAAGAGAAUGUGACUCCAGCCAUCAGUUGCCACUUUAUCGAUGUGUCUGAAAUAACCCCAGGAGGUGACGAGGGGACACCAGCAAUGGAAAUCUGGACUUCAUCUCCUGAGUGCCCAGUUGAACAGUCAGCACCACAGCUGCCUUCUGACCAGUCUCUGGAGUUGGACCCUGGUGGAAGAGACGACCUGACUGAAAACUUGCACGAUGGUGUUCUGGCCCAGUUUAACAUCGACAUGAGAGAGAUUUUGGAUUUGUCCUUUGGUCUGGGAAUUCUCUGCUGCCUGGCCUGCAUAGGUCUGACAAGUCGGGGAGUGGUCGCAUCACCAGCGGGGGAGUGGUGGCGGCGGACCUUACCACCUCCAUCAGGCAGGAAGAAACUGCUGAACCUAGCCUGCAAAUCAUUUUCAAGAAAUGACCCCAAGACGGACUACUGUAAAGUCUGCCAGCCUGACUCCUGUGUAACGUACCACUUAAAUUUUAUUUAUCUUAUUCAGUGUCGUGGAUUGUCUGAGCCAAUAUAUAGUGGGGAUCUUGACACCAGCAGGUUUUGUGGACCUUCUGUUUGCUUUAUGCCUCAAUCUUUUGAGAUCCACCAAUAAUGGCAACAAUAAAACAUCUGUCUGUCAUAAAAUUAAGUCGAUCUUUUUAACUGUCCUAACUACCUAUUCUGUGUCUGUGUCCUGAGAGUUUAAGCUUUAUUUAUUUAAAUUUUACUUACAUAUGUUUUUGUGAUAUGGAAAAGCAGAGAUAUUAUAAUAUAAGCUACAAAUAACUCAAAUUUAAACUGCUUAAUUUAUGACCACAAUAAAUGUUCACUGCGCAUGAUGUAAGCCUUUCCAACCAUUACUGAAGCUGCUGAUAAGAUCCUUCAUGACAGACUGGGAAAUGGGAUUCUUGCCUCAGAUCUAUUGAAUUAUUUCUCAUCAGUUUGUGCACAGCUGUCCUGCAGCUCUGUCUGCUGGAGCUGGGUGGUUUGUUAAUGGUUGAACUUCCUGUUGUUGAUCUGAUCAUGGAAAACAGGAAAAUAUCUGUCACCAGCUGAUAAUAAGACACGUCCCACAUGUGUCAUUUUGACACUGGAAGCACAGACGGAUUAGGUUUAUGGUUAAACGCCAAGCAUCGAAGAUCGACUUCAGUCAAUGUCUGAAAACUUUGUGUCCAGAAUGAGCAACUGAGGGACAUGUGGAACUCUCUGUGCUCACUCCAAAUAUAUAUGUUAAUUAAUCGAAUAUCAAAUUACUGUAUUUAUACAAUUUGAAGUAAAUUUGAUAUAACAAUAAUAUUUUUCUGUUGGACAUGGUGAAAGCUGUCUUCAUUUUUCAAACUUUAAUCAUUGUAGCUGUUCAUUUCCACCAGAUUUUUGGAGUUUUAUUAUGACUUUUAAAAACAUGUCUUUUUAUUGGAAGAUAUCACUUGUUUUUCUUAAAAUGUUAGUUUUAAGAAAAGUAAUCCUCUUUUUUACGUGACCCUAAUACUCAAAUAUCAUGACUCAAGUUGAGGCAAAAGAUCACUGUACAAUUCGAACUGGAGAGGAGGGAAGGGAGGAUUUGUCGGAGUUGAAGUUGUCUCAGUAUUUCCAAAUGUUGGUUCUCCACCUGAGUUUAGUUCUGGUUACUGAUGGUUUGAAUGUGGUUUGUUAGAAGUAAGUGAUGAACGAUGUGAAGCCCAGUGUUGGUCUGGUAAUACCUUUUAUUUCAUCCUAAAUAAUCAGGUGAUGUAAAAUGCUACUGCUGCAGGUACGGUGUUUUCCUUUUGUCUCAAGUAGAGGUUUUCCUUCAUAUUUUGACUGCAGUGUCUUGAAACAUUGGUUGUGUGGGAUUUUUUUGCCACUUGUGCAGUAGUGUUUAUUUUUCUGAAAGGUGUUAGAAUGGUGCCAAAGCUGCUGGAUUCAUCUUGUUACCAUGAAUUCUGAAAAAUCUUUGAAAAUCGUCCAACCAUGUCUUCAUUCUUUUUCCUUUGCAUGAAAUUAUUUGUUGCAUGUAACGUUAGUUUGCACAUUUUUGCGUGAUUCCUUUGGCUGCAUGUAUUUUCUUCUAUAAAGACAUGGGGUUGACAUGUGACCUAACGCUCAGGUAUGUGGAGAUCAAUGAAAUGUGACUGAACUCCAAUGAGUCUUGCAACAGGGUAGAAAUGAGCUGCUCAGGCUGCUUUUUACUGGCUGUAACAGGCUCUUUUUGCUUGUCUAGACUUUCUCCUCCAGUAAAUAUACUGCAACAAUCUGGACUGACUCUUAGCAACUUUUCAGCUAAACCAUGUUGUUUGUCAUGAAUG